AUGGUGCUAGCAGAAGUAACGGAUGCGGACAUGCGCAGUCAUGGUGGUGUACUCCACAUUUGGGUAGGCGCCAACGACGAAAAAACCCGCGGGACCUUCGUGUGGGACCACAGCCAAUCCCCCAUCGACGACAGAGACCUGUGGGACCAGGGUCAGCCCCGCCCCGACCGUUGGGCGUUUGAGACUUGUGCCGGCAUCAACAACAACCACAAACUUGCAGUGUACGGCUGCAACUCGCAUGAAUGCGGGUCCAAUGAAGAGUUUGAAUUAGGCGAGAUCUGCUACCGUCUCUACCCCACCCCACGAUAUUGGCGAGAUGCCAAGGCUGAGUGUGAAAACAAUGGACUACAUUUUGCCAAACUUACAAGAGACGAGGAUCUGGUUGACCUUCGAUCGUUGAUAAAUCAUCAACAAGUUUGGGUCGGGGCAAUAGAAGAAGAAAAUCAUCGCUACCAUUGGGUGUUUGAUGGACAACCAUUGGCAAUGCAAGUCACUGACGAGUCACAGGGGGAUGGGUGUGUCAUGCUGCUAAACUUGAACUCACUCCAGUCUAAAGUCUGCGACACGCGCUUUCCGUACCUGUGUAUGAAGAAACCAACUGUAAAAACAGAUACUGCAUCCACGAUCACAAUCACCACUCCAGCGCCCAAGGUCUGGUUCGGCCAAGGCGACCUGUUCUUGUGUCACUGUGAGGCGCCCCACUGUGGGGCGGGGGCGUGCCAGGGGGACACCGCCCCGUGUGAGCAGAACUGGUUCGGGUUGAGGUGCCAGUAUAGAAACUUGGCUGGCGCCGCCUACGUCCUAGACUCCAGCUUGCCCUCGCUCACCGACAACGACGACAGCACGUGCCAUCAGCAGGACAGGGAGAGGUCAGUGACCGUCAAGUUUCGUGAGGAACAGUUUAUCACGUGGAUACGGAUAGUCGUCAAGGACAAGAUAGAUCACUACACUGUGCAGGCGUUCUCUGGCCUCACCCCCCGGGCCUGCACCAACAUGAGUGUCCUACAACCCACACCCACAACCCUGGACCUGGCAUGUAACCUUGGCACAGUCUACGUAACCAAGGUCACCGUCAGCUGGCGAGUUCAUCACGUGAUUUGUUCUCUCUACAUCAGUGGAGGAAGAAAUCUGGCGCUAAAGAGCAGGGUGUCUCACAGUCCAGCGGCCAACACGACGCCGUCAGAUGCUGCGGUGGACGGCCAGUUGACACAGCCGUGUCUGGUGCUGAAUGACUCCGUGACUCACCAGCAGCUGCAGCUGGCCUUUAGCACACCUAAGCUCAUCACGGAGAUCGUCAUACACACAUCGACAGCUAACACUUCGUACGGCACAUUGAACGGCUUCCGGCUGGAGGUUGUGGGGGAGGGGGAGGUCAGUCUGCAGAACUUGACGGGCGUGAGAGCGGACGUCACCGGACGUCUGAGGUUCAAAUCCAUCGUGAGGAGACCAGCCAUGCGUGUAGAUGUCAACCUGGUGAGCCAACCUGGGCACCCGAUGGAGGUUUGCGAGUUGGAGGUUUUUGGGGACUGCUCGUCCCCCGUGUACGGGCUGUACUGUGAUGAGAUCUGCAGCAUGGGCUGUGUGGACCAGCUCUGUCACUACAACGGGCAGUGUUACCACUGUGUGGAGGGGAGGACGGGCAAACAUUGUGUAGGAGGUAAAGGGGGAAACUAG
This is a messenger RNA of Physella acuta, 1674 nucleotides long. RefSeq lists its product as uncharacterized. Lineage: Eukaryota; Metazoa; Mollusca; Gastropoda; Physidae. The record is from RefSeq and is a predicted model, not a curated record.